This is a messenger RNA of Alnus glutinosa, 459 nucleotides long. RefSeq lists its product as uncharacterized. NCBI's taxonomy places the organism in Eukaryota, Viridiplantae, Streptophyta, Magnoliopsida, Fagales, Betulaceae. The record is from RefSeq and is a predicted model, not a curated record. The transcript is spliced from 4 exons. The coding region runs from base 1 to 459 and encodes 152 amino acids.
AUGUUGGUGGCUUUGGACGAGAGUGAGCAUAGCUUCUAUGCUCUGGAGUGGACGCUGAACCAUUUUUUUGCUCCUAACGUGGGCCAUUCUUUCAAGCUCCAUGUCAUUCACGCCAGACCUUCGCCGGCUUCUUUGCUCGGAAUGGGUGAAAUUGGAUCUGGAGAAUUUGUGACUCUUAUGGAGACAGAUUUGAAAAGGACAGCGACUUGGACGAUUGAAAAGGCCAAGGCCAUGUGCAGCGAUAAAUCGGUUGAUGAUGUGUCCAUGGAAAUAGUUGAAGGAGAUCCCAGGAAUGUUCUUUGCGAUGCUGUAGACAGACACCACGCAACAAUUCUGGUAGUGGGUAGUCAUGGUUAUGGGUUAGUGAAAAGGGCGGUUCUAGGCAGCAUAAGUGACUAUUGUGCUCACCAUGCUCACUGUACUGUGAUGAUUGUUAAGAGGCCCAAGCUUAAGCACUGA